UUGACGGAGGGAUCCUCUGUGCAUGGACCGUCACACUGCGCUGCAAUCCUCUCUCUCUCUCCCUCCACCUCGCACACACACACAGACACACACACACGCGCCUACACACACGCAUAUAAUGGCUCGGUGAAAUCCGGGACGCACACGGCGGAGGAAAAAAAAACGCGCAUGUGAACAAUCGUGCGUUCUUGCAUGUCAGGAGAGGAGGAACUCGUCGCCGGGUCGUGUGUUUCUCCCCGCUUCUUCUUCUCCCCCCCCCCCCCUCAUGUCACUGUGAUCCACCGGAGGCAUGUGGAACCACCGCACCGGGACCAGGAGCCGCUUCCCGAUCACAGGGUGCCUGCUGCUGCUGACGCUAUGGACGGAGGUGUCCCAGUCAACCGGCUAUUUCGAGCUACAGCUGAUCUCCGUGCAGAACGUGAACGGGGAGCUGGCGGACGGGGAGUGCUGCGACGGCUCCCGGGGCUCCCAGGACCUGCGCUGCACCCGCGACGAGUGCGACACGUACUUCCGCGUGUGCCUGAAGGAGUACCAGAUGGAGGUCACCACCAGCGGCGCCUGCACCUUCGGAUCUGGAUCUACGCAAGUUCUCGGUGGAAAUAUGUUUUCUUUUAAGAGCGGCAGGAGCAACGCGAACAGAGGCGACGAGCCCGGCAGGAUUUUGAUCCCCUUCCAGUUCGCGUGGCCGCGGACGUACACGUUGAUUGUUGAGGCCUGGGACUGGGACAACGACACACGAAGCAGUGAUGAAGAGGAGCUGCUGAUCGAACGCAGUGCCCACACCGGCAUGGUGAACCCCGGUGACCCCUGGCAGACCAUCCCGCACGCCGGGGCCGUGGCUCUCCUCACGUACCGCAUCCGGGUGCGGUGUGACGACAACUACUACGGCAACAAGUGCAACAAGCUGUGUGUUCCUCGAGACGACUACUUCGGUCACUACCGCUGUGAGCCCUCAGGGGCCCGGGUGUGUCUGGAGGGCUGGAUGGGACCCGACUGCUGCACAGCAAUCUGCAAACAGGGAUGCCACCUGUUACAUGGCGGCUGCGCUGUGCCGGGGGAAUGCAGGUGUAACUACGGCUGGCAGGGCCAAUUCUGUGAUGAGUGUGUGCUGUAUCCGGGAUGCGUCCACGGGACCUGCAACCUGCCCUGGCAGUGCAACUGUGAGAGGAACUGGGGCGGCCUGCUGUGUGACAAAGAUCUGAACUACUGCGGUCGGCACCAUUGUGUCAACGGGGGAACCUGCAUGAACACCGAGCCGGACGAGUUCCACUGCGCCUGUCCACAGGGCUUCUCCGGCAAGACCUGUCAGAUAGCCGAACACGCCUGUGUCUCCGACCCCUGCGCCCACGGUGGCACGUGCCACGAGGUCGCCACGGGGUUCGAGUGCCAGUGUCUGCCGGGUUGGGAGGGUCCCACCUGCGCCAACAAUUUGGACGAGUGUGCGUCCAGCCCUUGCGCCCGAGGGGGAACCUGCAUCGAUAGGGAGGACGGCUUCGAGUGUGUGUGCCCGCCGCAGUGGGAGGGCAAGACCUGCCAGAUCGAUACGAAUGAGUGCUCAGCCAAUCCCUGCGCAAACGCUUACGCUUGCAAAAAUUUGAUUGGCGGAUAUCACUGCAACUGUUUUCGGGGAUGGUCUGGACAGAACUGUGACAUCAAUGUGAACGGCUGCCGCGGUCAGUGCCAGAAUGGAGCCACGUGCAAGGAGGCCGCGCGGGGUUACCACUGCCAGUGUCCUCCAGGCUUCUCGGGCACUCACUGUGAAAUCCAGAGGAAUAAAUGCGACAGCGCUCCGUGCCAGAACGGCGGCCAGUGCCACUCGGUGCUGGACGGCUUCGUGUGCGAAUGCCCGCCCGAGUUUGCAGGACAGCUGUGUGAGAUCCCCAGCUGGUCCCCCUCUGACGCCUGUGAUCCGAACCCUUGUGAGAACCAGGCUCAGUGUCACAGCAUCUAUCAGGACUACUACUGCGCCUGUCCCGAGGGCUACGAGGGGCAAACCUGCGAGCGGCUCAAAGAGACCUGCAAGACCGUCCCGUGUCAAGCGAUCGACAGCUGCACCGUCGCUGUAGCGUCCAACGACUCGGCCGGGGUGCGCCACAUCUCCUCCAACGUCUGCGGCCCGCGAGGUCGAUGCCUCAGCCAGCCGGGGGGGAACUUCACCUGCGUGUGCGACCCGGGCUUCAGCGGCAUGUACUGCCACGAGAACAUUAACGACUGCAUCGACAGCCCUUGUGGAAACGGAGGAACCUGCAUCGACGGGGUGAACUCCUUCCAGUGCUUCUGUCCCGACGGCUGGGAGGGGCGACUCUGCGACCACAACGUCAACGAGUGCGGACACAACCCCUGCAAGAACGGCGGCCGCUGCGUGGACCUGGUGAACGACUUCUACUGCGAGUGUGCCGACAACUGGAAGGGCAAGACCUGCCAUUCCCGCGAGAGCCAAUGCGACGCCACCACCUGCAGUAAUGGAGGCACCUGCUACGACCACGGAGAUGCCUUCCGCUGCGCCUGUCCACCCGGGUGGGGGGGCAACACCUGCAACACAGCCAAGAACAGCACAUGCGCCUCCAGCCCUUGUUCCAACGGGGGAACCUGCGUGGGGGGGGGAGACGCCUUCACCUGCAUCUGCAAGGACGGCUGGGAGGGAGCCACCUGCGGCCAGAAUACAAACGACUGCAACCCUCAUCCAUGCUACAAUGGCGCAAUCUGCGUGGACGGAGUGAACUGGUUCCGGUGCGAGUGCGCUCCUGGUUUCGCUGGUCCCGACUGCAGAAUCAACAUCAACGAGUGCCAGUCCUCACCCUGUGCCUAUGGAGCCACGUGCGUGGACGAGAUCAACGGCUUCCGAUGCAUCUGUCCCCUCGGCAGGACAGGAGCCAGAUGUCAAGAGUUCAUCGGCAUUGGGAAGACGUGUCACUACGCCGGGCUGCAGUUUCCUCAUGGCAGCUUCUGGGAGGAGGAGUGCAACAACUGUCACUGCAUCAACGGCCAAGUGGACUGUACCAAGGUGCUGUGUGGUCGUCGGCCCUGCCUGCUCCAGCCCUCGGGUCAGCAGCAGUCCUGCCCUGCUGGACGCGAGUGUUCAAAGCACAGCUACCUCACCUGCUUCUCCCCCCCCUGCCACCAGUGGGGGGUCUGCUCCAUCGCCGGACCCUCGCCCCCACAAGUCACCACCAAGUGCCAGCCCAACAGCGGGCACUUGGACAACAGCUGUGUCCGCAUAACACUUGUUCUCAACAGAGACAAAGCACCACCAGGAACAACUGUGGAGAACAUCUGCCACGAGCUGAGGUAUCUGUCGAGCCUCCGGAGUUUGGCGAAGGACCACGCGCUCCUCCUGCUCUGUGAUGUCUCUCCGUCCAACCAGGACGCUGUGAAGGUGGCGAUAUCUUUCCAGCCUGAAGAUCUACAGGACCUCAGUAUGAUCCAGAAGGUUGCCAGCGCCAUAGAAGGCACCUUGUCGAGGCGACACAACAGCAGCAUAAUGCUGGCUGUCACUGAGGUCAAAGUGGAAACGCAGGUCAUGCCCCCCUCAGUGGACUACCUGGUGCCUUUACUCUGUGUCGUCUUCUGCCUGCUCUGCCUCUUCUGCAUCAUCGUGUGCGUUUGGUGGACACGCAAGCGGAGAAAAGAACGUGAGAGGAACACGCGAUCAGCUUCAGACGACAACGUGAACAACCAGUGGGAGCCGCUCCGGAUAGUCGUGGGACGGGCUCAGCAGCAGGAGCUGAAGGAGAGCAACAGGGAGGCUGAGCAGGAGCGCAAAAAGCUCAUGGGUCCUUCCUAUCGGACGUGUGAUGAAGGGGAGGAGGAGGAGGAGACGGAGGGCGAGCUUGAGCUCGAGGAGGAGUGUGGUGGAGCGGAGGCAGGGAAGCAGCCAGUUUAUAAGUACUCUAAGACUGCAGUGCAGUCCAGUGGGGGAGUGGUCUGUACCCAGCACAGCUCCAGCUCCCCCCUCAAAGCGCCUCACCGGACCCCAGGCUACAGCCCCAAAGACAACCGCUGGAAAAGUGUCAGUGCCGUCCUGAGCGGUCAGAAAGGCCUCAGAGACCACUGUGUAUAAGACAUUCAGACCAAGGACUCGCAAUGUGCACGCGAGAGAAGCUGCUCGGCUGCAGCUCUGCUUAUUUUCAGACAACUUUUGGAAAGAAAAAGAGGCUUUGUGUUUUAAUAAGCCAUUCUUUGUUUCGAUCACUGUCCCCUGAAGCGAUUUUUUAAUUCAGGAGGCUAGUGCACAGUGAACAACCUUUUUUGCUUCUGUUCGCUUAAUAUUCUUUAAUUAUGUACAGAAGGAGCUGAAAUGUUAACGUUCUGUUUGCGUGAGACAAAAAGAAGCUCUCUGCAAUUUUUGUUUUACGGAUUUGUACCAUUUAAGAAAUGAUGAAUCAAGAAAAAAGGAGAAAAAAACAACUUGUAUAAAGUUUUUUUUGUUGUUUGUUUACAGAUUAUGAUUUAGUUGAGUUGUCAGCGGGCUCCUGUUCAGUGUCUGUGGGUUCAGACACACGUUAAAGGGACGGUGAAGGAAGAGCUUAGAGGGAAGUGUCCUGUUGACGUCACAGCAACAGAGGAGAACUUCCCAGUCUCUGUCCGGCUUCGCCCACUGGUCCACCCGUGGCCGUCAUGCGCCAGCCUUACCAAAACACUUGGCCUGGAGGGGAGAGGGGACAGAAACCCCAGUGCCUACUAUGUGGCCUUCCAUUGUUUUUUGUUUUAUUUUGCUCCUGUCUCUCAGUCGUCUCGGCUGAAAGCUCCGUUUGAGGAUUUUCUGCAGUAUUUGAGAUGGUAGCAAGUGCCUUUCUAAGAGCUGUGUCGAGGCUCGAGUCGCGCUGCCCAGUUUGACCUCCUCGUUCUCAAAUCUCAAAGGGAUAUAAGUGUACAUUUAGAGAGUUCAGUUUCACAGCAACGCCAUUCAACGUAUUUGAUCAAAACAGAAAUGAAUACUCUGUACAUAUGUGUAAAUACUAAAGGAGUCGCUGUGUAUAUUUGAAAUAUACACAGCGACUUAAAGACAAGUCACACACUUUUAUUAUUAUUAUUGUUAUUAUUAUUAUUAUAAUUAAUAUUAUUUUUAUUUUUUCUACAAUGCCAUUCCUUUUAUUUAUGCCAGUCAAAGAUAGGCAGGUUUUAUAACACUUCAUAUCCAGUCCCACAGUAGAGAACCUUUACGCUGAGGUACCACCGAUGAAGGAAUUUAUGAAGGGUUUAUAAAUGGUUUGUUAUUUUGGGACGCAUUUUAUAUUUUGUGACCCGUCAACAGUCUCUUUUACUGCUUUUUAGUUAAUGGAAUAAAUAAUUGAUGGUUCUUUGGAUUCCUAUUGACACUCAUUUCAUAGAAUAAAACGAUAUAAGGGAAAAACUACUGCUAUUUACCUUCUUUUCUUUCCUCUGAAAACAUUCACCCUUUGAUGCUCGAGUCAUUUUUUAACUUUAUAGGUUCCGUGGUUGUUCAGGAGCAGGGAACAACCUCAGUUCUGUUCCCUGCAAACACUUCCAACCAUUUCUAAACCCGUCACAAACCCUCCAGCUGCAGGUGCCUUAAUGUAACGCAUUGUUUGUGUAAUCAAUGGUCAUCUUUUUUAUGUUGUUGGUUUGUUUUCUUUAUUAAGGAAAAAGUCAUUCUUUAAAAAAGUUGUGUGGUGUUUUGUUGCGUGUUUCAAAUGCUCUCUCUUCACGAUCAUGAGAUCUCUGGAAUAAAACACUGAUGGAGGAUUUGAAAAGUUUCAAAUGAAACAGUCCACACUCGUGUCUCUUGAGCGACUCAGGUGUGGACGUCAGUUGGAGAAAUGUGGACAUCAUGCAUUUAGCCUCAUGUUUGGUUUAAAGGCGUCAAUGAAGGGAACGAUAUUUGCUGAUGGUUAAAUUUCAUUUUGCAAACAAUGCAAAUGUUGUUUCUUCUUUUUGUUUUAAGUUACCAUCUCAGUUCUAAAUCACAAGUUUUUACCCCUUUUCAUAUCACGUCUUUGUCUCGAAACGCCAUUGUUUGUUUUCUGUACAUGGGACACGGCGAAAUAAAGAAUUAAAGAUGCAUCACUA
This is a messenger RNA of Platichthys flesus (European flounder), 6030 nucleotides long. It is a transcript of the gene jag2b, whose product is annotated as jagged canonical Notch ligand 2b. NCBI's taxonomy places the organism in Eukaryota, Metazoa, Chordata, Actinopteri, Pleuronectiformes, Pleuronectidae. Gene Ontology annotation, biological process: multicellular organism development; Notch signaling pathway; cell communication. The coding region runs from base 290 to 4060 and encodes 1256 amino acids. Gene Ontology annotation, cellular component: protein-containing complex; plasma membrane. Gene Ontology annotation, molecular function: Notch binding; calcium ion binding. The record is from RefSeq and is a predicted model, not a curated record. The transcript is spliced from 26 exons.